AUGACUGGGGAACAAUUUGUUGAGGAUUUUAUUAAAAGAUCACCAAUUUGUGUAAUUGCUAAAUCGUAUUGUCCAUAUUGUAUAAAACUAAUUGAAGUUUUAAAAAGUGCUGCAUAUGAAUUUAUUGUAGAAAACAUUGAUAGACAUCCUAAUAUGGAAGAAAUACAAGAUUAUUGCUUAAAAAUAACUGGUGCAAGAUCUGUCCCUAGAGUAUUUGUCAAUGGGUCUUGCAUUGGUGGUUGUGAUGACACUAUUUCCAAACUAUCAGAUGGUUCCUUUAAAAAGUUACUUGAAGAAACUACGGGGUAA
This is a messenger RNA of Cryptosporidium muris RN66, 309 nucleotides long. Its product is annotated as glutaredoxin family protein. Gene Ontology annotation, cellular component: cytoplasm. The transcript has a single exon. Bases 1 to 309 code for a protein of 102 amino acids. Gene Ontology annotation, biological process: cellular response to oxidative stress. Lineage: Eukaryota; Apicomplexa; Conoidasida; Eucoccidiorida; Cryptosporidiidae. Gene Ontology annotation, molecular function: glutathione disulfide oxidoreductase activity. The record is from RefSeq and is a predicted model, not a curated record.